AUGAGUACCCGUAUGGUAUGCUGUUUUCGACAUUUUUAUUCUGUUUUCAGAUCAAGUUCAAGGGGGAUUUAAAUGGCUCCUGUGGUAUUUCGGGUCCUUGUGAAGAAGAUGAAGACUGUAUGUCUUUUGCCCAAAGACCGAAUUUGGCGAUAACAUGUUUGCCGAAAAAUUUUGAAGGAUUGGAUACGCUGGUUUCGAAGAAUAACAAUUUGGUGAUCGUAAUCUGGGUGCUGCUAGCUGUUAUCGUGAUCCUCAUCCUUUUCAAUUUUUACAUUUUUUAUCGAAGAAGGGGAAGUCAUAAGAGACUCUCCGAGGAUAUCUGAAAAUGCAUAUCUAUCUCUCUUUUUUCAUUUGUUAUGGAUAAAAAUUUUAUAUGAAUUGAUCUCGGUUAUUUCUUCGUUGAAUCUGUUGGAACUUUACGCAACAUUUAAUCUUGACGGUUUUUUUUUUGAAUAAACGAAUAAAUGGGAGGGUUUUAGCAUUCCGUGGAAAGAUUGCGAUGCACGUCAAGAUUUUGCGCUCAAAGGGUUAUCUUUCAACACAUAAGUUGGCGUUCUGUUCCCUCUUAUGAAAGUGUCCAAAAAUCACUCUUAAUGAAGGUUUCUUUGGAAGGGGUCAGACGAAAGGCGAAAUAUUGCGUAAAAUGAAGAGACUUUCCGUCUUGUUCCAGACUUUAAAAGAUUUUUUGAAUAAACGAAUAAAAGUUAUUGGAUUCUUAAUCCUUUUGAAAAGGGUAAAAAGUAUUUCAUCAUCAUUGAGUCGAAAAGUUUAUUGAAGGGUCAUCAACCUUUAUUGAUGUACCAGACUUACUCUUGAUCCUUCCGCUUUUCCGGAAAAAAUCACAAACAUAAAUCGCAACCUCUAGGUUGCGCAACAUUCAUAACAGGUUGCGCAACACCCCGCAACCUCUUGCCCUCCCGCAACCUCUAGGUUGCGCAACAACCCUCAAUCCUCCUCUUUUCCCCACUUUCUCACCCUUUUUCAAUUUUUUACCGCAAAUUCCCCCUGACCUCUCUCCCCACUCUCCUCCAAUCCCACACUCUCUCACCUUUUUCAUUUUUUUUACCACAAUUUCAUCGCGUCCUUUCAAUUACGACACCCUCUCAUCUUUUUUGAAAUUUGACCGCAAAAUUCCCCUGACCUCUCUCCCCACUCUCCUCCAAUCCCACACUCUCUCAUCUUUUUCAUUUUUUACCACAAUUUCAUCGCGUCCUUUCAAUUACGACACCCUCUCAUCUUUUUUGAAAUUUGACCGCAAAAUUCCCCUGACCUCUCUCCCCACUCUCCUCCAAUCCCACACUCUCUCAUCUUUUUCAUUUUUUACCGCAAUUUCAUCGCGUCCUUUCAAUUACGACACCCGCGCAUCUUUUUUGAAAUUUGACCGCAAAAUUCCCCUGACCUCUCUCCCCACUCUCCUCCAAUCCCUCACUCUCUCACCUUUUUCAUUUUUUACCGCAAUUUCAUCGCGUCCUUUCAAUUACGACACCCGCGCAUCUUUUUUGAAAUUUGACCGCAAAAUUCCCCUGACCUCUCUCCCCACUCUCCUCCAAUCCCUCACUCUCUCACCUUUACAGUACUACCAUACCAUAAAAAUUCCCUCACCUCUCUCCCCACUCUCCUCCAAUCCCACACUCUCUCAUUUACGGCACCCCGCGCCGGCUCCUCCCCCCUUUUCCAGUGGAUGCAAAAUUUAGUGCCAGAAACUACCUCUUAUUACUACUAAUAUAUUUGCUACUGCUUAAGACAAGUUUUCCAAGCUCAAACCCGCCGAAUUUUGAUUAAAAUCCUCCGUAAAGAGCCUCUUCACACUGCACAGUGCGCAAGGAAUAAAAAUAAAUUGGCCGCACCGUGCAAUGACCUCGUGUGGAAUGCAAAUUAUUGCACCGUGCGGCGAAAAAAUUUAAUAAAAAUAAUGCACAGUGCAAGAAUUGCGAAUUCAGCUGCACAGUGCGCGGAAAAUUCCCGAAGCGUCGAGGAAAGCGGGAGCGAUUUUUUUGCACAGUGCGAAAAAACUGCGACAAAAAAGUUUCAGCGCACCGUGCAAUCGGUCGCUCGAGUUUCAUCUGUUGCACAGUGCAUUCUCAAUUCCCAAUCCUUUUUUGCAGCCCGCAUGCGACAAACCAAAACAAUUGGAAUGCCGGGCCGCAAACUCCCCAAUGGUCGAAAAUGAAAGGCGGGCGCGAGAAAAGAAGCAGGAGCGGCCUGUCAAACUUGAGCGACAUGCCCGCCAAAUCAACUCACCGUUCUCAAACUGCGGCGCGGGGUCGUGGACGUUGGCCAGAAUGAACGAAAAGAGCUUGGUGAACUGGGUGGUCAUCGCGGCGACGAGGCGCGCGCACAGCCAGACGGCGACGAACAGGCUGCUCUCUGCCGAUGUCGCGCCCGGUACAUCGCGUCGCGCGGGUCGCGGCGACGGACGGACGGUGUCGCCGAGCGAUGGGCGAUGCGUGAUGAUCGCGGCGAUGAGUGCGACGGCACUCGUGGCGAUCCGAAGGCACAGUCUGCGAUGGGAAAAGAGCGAUGAGUCAGGUUCACGACGCAAAUUUCGCGACAAAAAUUGA
Molecule: messenger RNA, 2561 nt
Organism: Bursaphelenchus xylophilus (pine wood nematode)
Lineage: Eukaryota; Metazoa; Nematoda; Chromadorea; Rhabditida; Aphelenchoididae
Source: the annotation of a GenBank genome assembly